Molecule: messenger RNA, 1740 nt
Organism: Paracoccidioides brasiliensis Pb18
Exons: 4
Coding region: 1-1740 (579 amino acids)
Biological process (GO): transmembrane transport
Cellular component (GO): membrane
Molecular function (GO): transmembrane transporter activity
Source: RefSeq, a predicted model, not a curated record
AUGGCUGACCCUGAGAAAUGGAGCUCGACACCUCCACUAAACCUCACAGAAAGCCAGCAUCGUGUUUCUGCCAGUUCCAGUGCCAAAACUGCGUCGGAACACAGCUUAGAAAUUGCAAUUGAUGAUCCCGAUAAAACCAUAACGCCCCAGAUCUCCAGAGCUUCGCAACCACCGUUAUCAACGAAGAUCACGUCCGUCGGCACUACGGGCACCUCAGACCCCCACUAUGAAGUGGAUUGGGAGGAUGAACAUGACCCCGCGAAUCCGAGGAAUUUCCGCUUGAGAUCCAAGGCGAUGAUGAUAGGAUGUCUUUCUUGGAGCACAUUUACUGUGAUCCAUUAUUCUACUAGCUAUACUGCAGGCCUUGCAGAAGUAGCUAGAGAGUUUGGUACUUCAGAGAUCAUAGUGACACUGGGCUUGACCUUUUACCUCAUUGGCCUCGCUAUAGGUUCUGUCAUUCUAGCUCCGUUGAGUGAGAUGUACGGCAGAAAACCCGUCUCGAUUGCAAGCAUGUCCUUGUUCAUGAUUUUAAUUUUACCGUGUGGGGUUUGCAAAUCGGUCGCAGUGCUAAUUGCCAUGAGGUUCUUUGGCGCUAUAGCAGGCAGUGCUAUGGUUUCCAGUGCCCCUGGCUCAGUAGCAGAUCUGGUGGAUGAUGAACAUCGAGCUCUAGCAUACUCCAUUUGGAGUAUUGGGCCCCUAAAUGGGCCAGUGUUUGGACCCAUCAUCGGUGGGUAUGUAACACAAUACCUGGGAUGGAGAUGGACCAACUGGCUAUCGAUGAUAUUUGCCGGAAUUGCGUUGGCUCUUCUUUGCUUCGUGAAGGAAACCUAUACUCCAGUGCUCCUUCAGAAGAAAGCCAGGCGUCUUCGAGCAGAAACAGGUGACUCUCGCUGGUGGAGCCGAUACGACUAUAGAGCUUCCCUGACCGAAGUCCUAAAAGUCAACCUAAGCAGACCAUUCGCAAUGGCAAUACUUGAGCCGAUUUGCAUCUUCUGGAACUUCUACAUUGCCGUAGUCUACGGCAUUCUAUACCUCUGUUUUGUCGCCUAUCCAAUCGUCUUCCGCCAAAUCCGCGGUUGGGCCGUUGGAGAAUCCGGCCUUGCCUUCCUCGGUAUGGGUGUCGGCUCUCUUACAACCGUUGCCGUCGAACCCCUCCUCCGCCGCAUGAUCAACAGGCACAAAGCGGAUCCAGAAACGGGCAAAGUGCCACCUGAAUCCAUGGUAUCUGUCGUCUGUAUAGCCGCCGUCCUAAUUCCAGCCGGCGAGCUCUGGUUUGCGUGGACCUGUGCUCCAAAGGAAAUCCACUGGAUCGCGCCAAUUCUCGCCGGCAUCCCCUUUGGUGCGGGCAAUACAGCUGUAUUCAUCUAUGCAUCCAAUUACCUAACGUUCAGCUAUGGCGUGUAUGCCGCAUCGGCUAUGGCAGGCAAUUCCGUCAUGAGAAGUACUCUUGGUGGUGUGCUUCCGCUUGUCGGGCCGGCACUUUACAAGAAAUUAGGGCCCAACUGGGCUGGUACUCUCUUGGGACUGCUGGAAGUUAUGAUAAUUCCAAUUCCGUUCGUGUUUUACAAGUACGGGUAUAAGAUUCGGAUUAAGAGUGUGUUGAUAAGGACGAUGCAGGAAGAUAAGAGGAAGCUGGAUGGCAAGAGGACAAGAGAUGCGAGCAUUGGGAAGAACCAAAAUGAAGACGAGGCGGAGAAGGACGGUGGAGGAGGGGUGUUAGUGCAUAAGGAAGAGGUUUGA